Halichondria panicea is the source of this 1261-nucleotide messenger RNA. RefSeq lists its product as uncharacterized. Lineage: Eukaryota; Metazoa; Porifera; Demospongiae; Suberitida; Halichondriidae. Bases 45 to 1112 code for a protein of 355 amino acids. The record is from RefSeq and is a predicted model, not a curated record. The transcript has a single exon.
AAGAAUAGUCACAGCGAAAAGAAAACCUGGAAACUAGGCUAAGAAUGGUGAAUCAGCUCAAAUCUACAAAGGUGACCAUGAUACUACUAUUUGUUUUGCUUGUUGUCAGCGUCACAUGCACAGUGGUAUGGUAUUUUCCAAACGUACGCGGAUUUCAAUUACGCUUCACGGAAUUGGAAGUCAUGACCGAGCAAGCUGAACACUCAAAGGAGGUAACGACUCAACAGGUCAAAGCUAUUGAAACAAACCUCUCCACGGUGGUUGCACCAACUCGCUUUAUCUAUCUAACACAAACAGAAAACUGUAUUCCAACCUAUCUAAAGUCUCCUAAAGUGAUUGGUGACUCUAAAGCGUGUCAGUGUGAUGUCAUCAUCCUCAGUUACAAAACGAAGUGCACUGACACGUCAUUGCCUCAUGUCCAAUACAUAUUCAACUCUAGUAAGUCUAUAACCUGGACUACUGGAAGAAACUUGCUUUAUGAAGCAGCCAAAGAAAGAAAAGAAAAGUACAUCUAUUACAUUUUCAUGGACGAUGAUGUUAAACUAUCACCAGUGGAUAUAAGUACAAUGAGUCCAUUUAGGAAGUAUGAGGAAUCUCUCAAGAUCUAUCAACCCGCUGUAGUUGUCAUCCUUGAUAAUUCCAAUCGAAACUAUUUCCCUAAACAAAUUUUUCCCGAGCGAUUGGAUUGUGAACUCACGGUAUACAUACAAAUAUAUAGAAUAGACGGCCUCUUUAUUGCCUAUCACUAUCAAGCGAUAGACUACAUACUUCCAUACAUACCGAAGUACGAUUCAGUGAGCUGGUGGUACUCACAAGAGUAUACGAACGUCAGAAUGAAUAUCCGGUUUAAUGGACAGGUAGUUACUGACCCUCGUUUUAGAGCACCUAACCCAAAGCAUCGUGACUACCAAAAGAGACCGCCUUAUCAGGAUGCCUUCGAUUCUUUUGUCGCUGAUGUUCGGUCAGAAGAACCAGAAAAGUAUCGAAAAUCAUUUGAGCCUAUUUUACAGCAAUGGUUAACAAAUCUUAACCCAAAAUGGAUGUUGGGCCAACAAACAUGCAAACGUGAUUUGUCUGUACAUCCAUAUAGACCGUACGAGAAUCUGACUUAAAAAUAAAAUCCUAAAAUUGACUACACAUUUACUACAGUAUACAAGUAUUCAUUUUUGUGUAUUUAUUUUUAGUAGUGUAAUAACUUCGCAUUGAGUUUGUCCCUAGAAGUUAUGUGGUCAAUUAUGGCUUCAAUAAUAAUAAUAAUAAU